Molecule: messenger RNA, 1020 nt
Organism: Entamoeba invadens IP1
Lineage: Eukaryota; Evosea; Mastigamoebida; Endamoebidae
Exons: 2
Coding region: 1-1020 (339 amino acids)
Biological process (GO): DNA replication
Molecular function (GO): DNA-directed DNA polymerase activity; DNA binding; nucleotide binding
Source: RefSeq, a predicted model, not a curated record
AUGUUUAAUAAACAACGAUAUAAUAGAGAUAAACAAUGUUAUGAAGUUAAAGAUAAAAAUAGCAGUUCUAUCAAAUUAUCUGAUCUAAUUCUUUAUAUUAGAGAUCAUAAUAGAUUUGAACCUUAUUCUCUUUCUGAUGUAAAUAAACGUAAAGAAGUAAAUCAUUCUUAUUGGUAUGCUGAUUUUGAAGCUAGUACUCAAGGUUAUCAUAAUCCAUAUCGUGUUUGUUAUUCUAAAAGAGGUGAAGAUAAUAUUUAUAACAAAUAUGGUAAAUAUUGUGCUUAUAAUUUUUUAUGUGAUUUACCUCAUAAUGCUGUUUGUUAUUUCCAUAAUCUUAAAUAUGAUGGUUCAUCCUUAGCUAAAUAUAAUGUUAAUAGAUGUAUUAAGAAAGGCGGUAAAAAUAUGCAAAUGACAUUAAAAAUCAAAGGUAAACAAUUAACUUUUAAAGAUUCUCAUGCUUUAAUUUCUACAUCAUUAGCAUCUUUUCCAAAGAUGUUUGGUUUAUCUAAUAUUCAAAAAGAGAUUUAUCCAUAUAACUAUUUCAAUAAGGUUAAUAUCGAAAAUAAUAUUGGUACUAUAUUAGAAGCUGAUAAAUAUGAAAUAAAACAAUGGACUGAAGAACAAUUUGAACUAUUUAAUGAAAAGAUUGAUAAAAUUGAAAAUUGUAAAAUUUAUGAAUUUCAAUCUGAUAUGAAAGCUUAUUGUGUUUUCUACUGUAAUCAAGAUGUUAAAAAUUUAAAACAAGGUCAUUCUAUAUUUAGAGAUAUGUGUUUAGAAUAUUUAAAUAUUGAUGUCGAUAAAGUAAUUUCAGCAGCUUCUUUAGCUAAUACUUAUUUCAAACAUAAUGUAUAUUCAAAGAUAAAUAAUUUAAAAGAAUAUGGUGGUAAAGUUAGAGAAUUUAUUCAAGGAGCUAUUUAUGGAGGUAGAUGUAUGACUAGAGAUAAUAAAAAGUGGUAUGUAAAUGAUGAAUUAUAUGAUUAUGAUGCUUGUUCAUUAUAUCCUUCAGCUAUUAAUAGAUAA